Vollenhovia emeryi is the source of this 1999-nucleotide messenger RNA. It is a transcript of the gene Gmd, whose product is annotated as GDP-mannose 4,6 dehydratase. The transcript has 7 exons. Bases 505 to 1575 code for a protein of 356 amino acids. The record is from RefSeq and is a predicted model, not a curated record. NCBI's taxonomy places the organism in Eukaryota, Metazoa, Arthropoda, Insecta, Hymenoptera, Formicidae. Gene Ontology annotation, biological process: GDP-mannose metabolic process. Gene Ontology annotation, molecular function: GDP-mannose 4,6-dehydratase activity.
GUAUGUAUGUACCGUCGUGCACCACAGAUGGGGCUGGAGUGCACCCUGUGCACCUCCGACGAUGCUCGCAGCUCGAGUGCAGCUCCGAUGGUGCUCGGAACCCAAAGUUUUCAGUUUAGUGUGUUUAGGCAGGAUUGAGAAAUGUGUUUGGCCGUUGAGGAAAGGACACGUAAAAAUCCGAUGCUGAGCUCUUCAUUACUUUGACACAUCCUUCCUCGCGUCGUCUCUCGUCUCUCGCAGUUACUCACAAACGGUAGAAUGCGAUAAGGAAGCUCGAACGAGCUCGGUACGAGGGACAUUUAUAUUUAUAUUUAAAAGCAAAGAGGAAAGCCGAGACAACUGAGGAGACGCCAAGGGAAAUAAGGAAGAACGGAAGACAACAGAUGUCUACAUCGCGAGAGCCAGUGACUCUGAUCUUCCCCAUUGAUAAACGUUAUCGGCAUUGAUGGCUCUGUCGUGGCGUUAGAUAGUAACUCGAUAAAAUUUACGAAGCGAACAGUCGACAUGGCAACAGGCGACGGUAGACGUGUUGCUCUGCUAACAGGUAUCACCGGCCAGGAUGGCUCUUAUCUGGCGGAGUUCUUGCUGGAGAAAGGGUAUGAUGUGCAUGGCAUCAUCAGGCGGGCCAGCUCGUUCAAUACCGCGCGCAUUCAGCAUCUCUACGAGGACCCGAAAUGUCAUCGGCAGGGUAAAAUGAAGCUGCAUUACGGCGACAUGACGGACUCGAGUAGUUUGAUCAAGGUCAUCAGCGCGAUACAGCCGACGGAGAUUUAUAAUCUCGCCGCACAGAGUCAUGUCAUGGUAAGCUUUGAAGUGAGCGAAUAUACCGCGGAAGUAGACGCCGUAGGAACGGUAAGACUACUGGACGCGAUACGUACUUGCGGAUUGGAAAAAUCCGUAAAGUUUUAUCACGCAUCAACGUCGGAGCUCUACGGCAAAGUGAUGGAAGUUCCGCAAAAUGAGAAAACGCCAUUUUAUCCACGUUCCCCAUAUGCUUGUGCGAAGUUAUACAGCUUCUGGAUUGUCGUCAAUUAUAGAGAAGCGUACAACAUGUUUGCGUGUAACGGCAUAUUGUUCAAUCACGAAAGCCCGCGGAGGGGCGAGACUUUUGUCACGAGAAAGGUGACGAGAUCUAUAGCGAAGAUACACCUGGGUCUGCAGGACGUCCUCGAAUUGGGAAACUUGGACGCGAAGCGAGAUUGGGGCCACGCAAAAGAUUAUGUAGAAGCAAUGUGGCUGAUGCUCCAACAAACCCAGCCGGACGAUUACGUCAUAGCAACGGGAGAGAUGCACAGCGUGAGGGAAUUUGUAGAAAUAGCAUUCCAAUAUGUAAAUCGUACGAUCAAGUGGCAAGGCGAGGGGGUGAAUGAAACUGGGCACGACGCGCAAAGCGGUCAAGUUUUGGUUCGCAUAAAUCCAAAAUUCUUCCGGCCAACCGAAGUGGAUGUACUUCUAGGCGAUUCGUCGAAAGCAAGAAGCAAAUUUGGAUGGAAACCGACUGUUACAUUUAAGGAACUCGUAAAGGAUAUGAUGGAUUCUGACUUGGAGCUAAUGUCUAAGAACCCAAACGCCUAACAGCGUUAUUUUAAUUGUGAUACGGCCAAAUACGCAUUUGUCAUUUUGUUUCCGUAUGGAAUGGCAGUAUUUAAGAAUUUUUAUCUACUUUUUGUAAAUAUUAUAUAAAUAUUUUUUAAAUGUCCUCGAAACUUUGAGGGACGAAUAAGAUUUUUACUAAACAAUGUAAUCUAAUGGCAAUAAUAUAUUAUACAGAAAUACGAGAGAGGACUACUGAAAUAUCUAAUAAACUUAAGGUGAAGCAUCCAAGAACGUAUCGAAUAAUUAUGAUUGAUUAUUAGGGAGAGGAAAGUGAAAGAUGCGGUUUAGAGACAUGACUGUAUCAUUUUAUAUCAAACGAGAUAACGAAAAAUAAUCCUUUAUAUCAGUAAAGAUACGUGUAAAAUCACGCAACAUUUUAUUUAAUAAAUCGAUUGUUAUUGUA